GGAAUAUAAGCGACACCAGGAGGGGGUGGAGACAAUCACAGGAACAGGUGAAACAGAUCAAGGCUUGACAGAAAUCCAAAUCCAUUUAAAUUACAGGUUGUAAUGCAUCAAAAUAGGAAAAACACCAAGGGGGAUGAAUACUUUUGCAGGGCACAUUACAGUAUAUUUACAAAAAUAUAUAUGGGGGACUGUAAAUGAUGCAGACAAUUACAUUGAUGGAAGCCAUAAUCUAUCUACAAUGUUAAAGCUGAUCUACCCCUUAAAAUAAGUUUUACAAGUGAGCUACAGCUUAAACUGAGGGGGCGGGAAGUUGUGAGAAUCGUAUUUAGGGCAGGGAACUGCCAUCACCUACUUAGUUUGUUUUGAGUAACUCAACCUUGACAGAGAUCAGAGAACGAUGCCAGACUUCAUCACUUACACUAAAACAAUGAACAUUUUAUGGUUUCUCCUCAUCCUCACAGGGACCUGGGCUGAAGUUCCGCCAAUAGACAAGUAUGGGUUGAAGGGAGGUUUGGUGUGUCUGGCCGUUGCUGAAUCCCCUGUGGAGCAUGAAGAACUUAAAUGGAAAUUCAAAAGUGAUGUAAUAGUUGAUAAUAAAGAGAUCUCUCCUCAAUACAAGGAGAAGGUGCAAUAUAACCCGGUGAACCACUCUCUGUGCAUUAACAAUCUGAAGGAAACGGACAGUGGAAUUUACUAUCCGACUGUUGGAAAAUGGAAUUUAGAAACUAUUAUUGAGUACAAAGUAACAAUACAGGAAGCUGUUUCCAUACCAGUCAUGAAGGUGGUGUCUCUCUACUCCAACUCAAGUAGGGGACAAUGUAACAUCACAGUGAACUGUUCUGUUAAAGACGUCUGGGCAUUGUCUGUCUGUAACGGGCGUCAGUGCACACUGUCACAACAGUCACUCACCGCAGUCAAUAUCACCAUCUCCAAUGACAACAGCACUAUCCAGUGCACAGGCAAAAAUCACGUCAGUGCAGAGACCAACUCACAACCCAUGAACGACAUAUGCAAGUCCAAUUUACCUUCUGUGCCUCUAUCAUUGUUAAAAAAAGAUCAAAGUUUUAAUAUCAUUUCUGUUAACAUAAUUAUGUUUUUUUCCAGCAAAAAUGUGAAUAACAAUGUGUGUGUGCGUGCGUGUGACAUCUCAGGCAUUGAGAAGGGUGGGAAAGCUUCAGAAUACCAAGUUGGCAUCAUUGUGGGCAGUGUUACUGCUGGAUUGCUACUCAUUAUUGUGUUUGUCGGAAUACGACGCAUCAAAUCAACCAGAAGAAGGGCCCAUAAAAACAAGCUGCCACUGCAGGUCAACCCAGUGAGCGCUCCACAAGGGGAGAGACCGGGACCACGAAACACAGGGGCUUCUGACGUAACAACUAUCUACGUCACUGUAGGGGAACCAGGAGCUGCAGGAGUGGAGCUCCCGUCACCAGAAGAGAUGCCAGAGUCACAGUCGGCGGCGAUCUACAGCACUGUGCAGCAACCAGCUGCAGAAGAGUCUCACCAAGUGGACAAAGUGGGCGCUACAAAAGAAGACAGACCAGGGCCGCAGAGCCCUACAUCGAUCUACAGCACUGUACAGAAACCAGCAGCAGCACAGUGUUGCCCAGUGGACAAAUACGGGAAUAAUCUCAACAAACCAGACAGAGCUGCUCAAUAGGAGAUAAACUACCCCUCCGUCCCUCUCACAGUUACCCUGCUAUUACAUUGACUAAGACUUGACCCCUAGACUCAGACAGCGAAAAGCAAAACACGGGAAAUUGUGAACGAGGAAGAAUGAGGGGAAAUUGUGAACGAGGAAGAAUGAGGGGAAAUUGAAUAUAAAAAAAAACAUUUACUUAUUUUGCUUAAUUAAUCAUUCCAUCUAUUAGCACUGUACAUGCUUUAUUAAAAAUACAUGUAUACAAAACAGCUGAAUAAAAAAAAAUGGGAAUCCCGUGUUUGAUCCAAUCAACAAACUGAACAAACUGAAAAGAAGGUUGAGAUGACAGGCUCAACCAAACAAUAGCAAUAAAAAGACACGUACAACCAAUCAACUGUAUAUCAUAUUUUUUGGGUUACCAUUUUUGUAAUAAGUACCAUAUCUGAUUGGCUAAAAUUCACUAAAUGUAAAUCGCUGGUAAAUGACUGAAUUGUCCAAUGUAGAUCGAUGAGAAAGCGCAUUUACAAAUAUCAAUAGAAAAGUUUCAGAAUCAAUUUCUGUAGGAUCUGUUACAUCUAGCUGGCUAUGUGGUAGAACUACACUGGUACUAUACAGGUAUGACAGAUUCAAUGAAACUAAUGUUCUAUGACUGAGUGGAAUUUCUUUGAAUUGCACUUAAUUCAAUUCUACUCCCCUGCCACUCAAACUCAAAUUAUACAUCAUGUGGGGUGUGGCCAAUUCAAUUAGAAUUUCAACUCAUGAGUUGAAUGGGAGUCAAUUCCAAAGGUCAGAAUUGAGCCCAACCCUGGUGAGAAUGUGUUUAUUGUGUAUUUGAAUAAAUGCUUUUGAGUGUACUAUGUA
Oncorhynchus keta (chum salmon) is the source of this 2500-nucleotide messenger RNA. RefSeq names its product SLAM family member 9. The transcript has 4 exons. Bases 398 to 1657 code for a protein of 419 amino acids. The record is from RefSeq and is a predicted model, not a curated record. Lineage: Eukaryota; Metazoa; Chordata; Actinopteri; Salmoniformes; Salmonidae.